GCGGGGAAAAACAAAAAGUCAGUCUCGCGAUGAUCGAUUUUUGCGCUGAAGCGUGAGAACGUCUCGUGAAAAGUAUGUUUUUUCACUCCAAAUGUGGCCAAAAAGUGAUUUUGAGUGAGAACAACACACGUGCCACGCGCCGCAAGAGUGACUUCGAUCACGGACUGUGCCUGAGUGCUGAUCCGCUGGAGGACGACAGGCUCUUUGAGAUUCGCAUAGUUGAAAAGAUUCACGCGUGGAGUGGGAGUCUGGAGAUUGGCGUGACUGCCGUGCCGCCGGAUCACUUCGAGCAGCUGCCAGCGUGCGCGACGAAACUCCGCCAUGGCACUUGGCUCAUGUCCGGAAGCUCUGUGCUGAAGGAUUGCGCCACCAUCGUGGAAUUCUAUGGUAUUGACUUGGAAAGUCUCAAUGAAGACGACCGUGUUGGUGUUGUGAAGAGCUCCGCCGGGGAAUUAAUAUUCUAUGUGAAUGGGAUUUCGCAGGGUGUGGCCGCCACCGGACUGCCCAGGACACUGUAUGCCCUCGUGAAUCUCUACGGAAAGUGCGUGGAGGUGGUGAUCAGUACGCCCACGACGUGUGAGUGUCACCCCAGCAGUACACUCGUCACGCAGAACAUCGACAUUCCCAUGUCGGUGGACGUGUGCGUGAGUCCGCCGCCGGGAGCGGCCGCGGAUGCGCUGGACAUGAACGAUCGGCUGCGCUUCCACACGCGCUGCGGCAGCCUGGUGAAGCUGAGCUCCAACUCGCGAACGGCCGAGCGCCGCCGGCCGCUGGAUGAGUUCAAUAACGGCGUCGUGAUGACACACAGGCCGCUGAGGGACAACGAACUGUUCGAGAUCCGGAUCGACAAGCUCGUGGACAAGUGGUCGGGCUCAAUUGAGGUGGGCGUGACCACCCACAAUCCCUCGGCGCUACACUUCCCCGCCACGAUGACCAACAUGCGCUCGGGCACAAUCAUGAUGUCCGGCUGUGGCAUCCUCACGAACGGCAAGGGCACGCGUCGCGAGUACGGGGAGUUCAAUCUGGACGAGCUGCGCGAGGGCGAUCGCGUGGGGAUGAUGAGGAAGUCCAACGGGAAUCUGCACUACUUCAUCAACGGCCGAGAUCAGGGCUGCGCGGCCACGAAAGUGGCGCAGAUCCUCUGGGGCGUGAUCGAUCUGUACGGCAUGACCAUCAAGGUGACCAUUGUGGACAGGGAUGAGCGCGAGCAGCAGAAUCUCGUGACGCGACGCAACAAUCUGGCGUCGCAGAACACUAAUGCUGGCAGCACAGGCAAUGCCGCUGUCGAAGCGGUGUCCAACAUUGUCGAGACUCCAGCGACACUCAUUGAUCUCGAGGCUCUGCCUUCGGAUAGACUCACUUUUCAUCCCAUCUGCGGAUCUCACGCCACGGUGACGCAUAGCGGACGCACGGCUCUGCGUCCCAAUGCCUCAGAUGACUUCAACAACGGCGUGGUGCUGACCAGGAGGCCACUGAGGCCCAAUGAGCUGUUCCAGGUGCGCCUGGAGAGAGUUGUGAGCAAGUGGGCGGGAUCCAUUGAGAUGGGUGUGACCACGCACAGUCCCACAGAGCUGGAGUUCCCCUUCACGAUGACCAACGUGCGCUCGGGCACGUGGAUGAUGACUGGCAAUGGUGUGAUGCAGAAUGGCACGACUGUGAUUGAGCAAUAUGGCCAGAAUCUCGAUCGGCUGCAAGUGGGUGAUCGUGUGGGCGUUGUGCGGAAGGACGAUGGCGUGCUGCACUUCUACGUGAACAGCAUGGAUCAGGGUCCGGCGGCCACGGGUGUGCCGGAGAAGGUGUACGGCGUGAUUGAUCUGUACGGCCAGGCGGCGCAGGCCAGCAUUGUCGACACGUCAGAGUGCGGAAGUCCAGACACGGGGAACUCAACCAUCUCCAACACGACACUCUACAGCAGCGAGCCGAGGCUGAGAUUCCAUCAGGUGCACGGCAGGAAUGCCAGAAUCUCCAAUGGCGGAUUCACGGCGUGUCGACCGAAGGCACUGGCGGAGUUUAAUGGAUCGAUUGUGUUCAGCAAUCGUCCGCUGCGCCAGCGGGAGCUGUUCGAGGUGGUGCUGGAGAAUAUGAUUGAUCACUGGACGGGGAGCAUUGAGAUCGGUGUGACGGGCGCCAGGCCUGAUGAGGUGAGCCUGCCCAGCACUGCCACUGACCUGAGCCACGAUACUCUAAUGCUGUCGGGUAGUUCGCUGAUCUACAACAGUGUGAUUGUGCGCAAUGGACUGAUUCCCUUCGAUCUGGACACUCUGACAACGGGAGCGAGAAUUGGGGUGAUGAGAAAUGGGGAUUUCAUCCACUUUGUCAUCGAUGGAGUGGAUCAGGGAGCAGCGUAUGAGCUGAGAACGCCCAAUCUUUAUGCUGUCAUCGAUCUCUACGGUCAGUGCGCUCAGGUUAGCAUCACCACACCACAGCUGGACAUCCGGGCGCCGUAUGCCACCAGUGAGAACUCUCAGAGCCUCCAGGCGACGUCAGUGAUACAGCCGGCGCUGGAGGCGAAGCACCGCUGGUCGUGCAUCUCCGGGAACAUCUCGCUGUCGCAGAACUGGACGAUGGCCAACCGCUGUGUGAAUGCAGCGGCGGCUCUGUCCCACGGAUUGGCCUUCUCGGAGCAUCCUCUGGCCGUGGGUGAGCAGUUUGAGAUAAAGAUCACAGAGAUCAACCAAAUGUACGCCGGAUGCCUGAAAUUCGGCGUGACUGAUCUCAAUCUCACGGAUGAGCACGUGAGGAAGAACAUCCCGAGCACAAUCAAGAGAAUCCCUGCCAAUGUUUGGUACAUUUCGUGCAAUGAGGCGCGCUAUAAUGGAUCUCUGAUCAACAGAUCUCUGGCGUCGCUUGAGUGGCUGCGGGUGGGUGAUCGUCUGACACUGGAAGUCACUCCGGCGCGCACUCUGCACAUUCUGCUGAAUUCUGAGGACAUGAAUAUUAGCUUCCAGAGUCUUUCGCCGGAUGUCUACGCUGUGGUGGAGUUGAUCGGCUCCACUAUGGCUGUGCAGGUGAUUUCGAGGUGUCAGGGUGCCUCGUCGCCACUGCGGCCAUGCAGUUUGCGCCUCCAGGACUCGCUGGAGUUUGGUGUGGAUCCGCUGAACAAGCAAGACUCAAUGCUGGAGUCACUAGAUUCGGAUAUGCUGGCCUUUGAGUUCUCAGAUGUGCAUGGGAAGCAGGUGCAGCUGUCGGAGGACAGGAAGAGUGCCUGGCGUUGUCAGGGAUACAACAAUGGAGUGGUGUUCGUGUCCAAGCCGCUGUGCAAGGGACAGAGCAUCAGUAUCCGGAUCGAUGAGGUGAAUAGCAAGUGGAAGGGAACGAUUCUGGUGGGUGUUGUGGGCUUCUGUCCCACUGCCAGUCACGUUCAGGUGCCUGCCAGUGCCAUCAACAUGAAGAGGCCGUGUUGGGUGUUUGCCGAGGACUAUGUGAACAUCAAUGAGAAUCGAAUGCAGUGUCCCUACGCGGUAGCGCUGGAGGACAUCCAGAAGGGAAGUGUGAUAACGCUGCUGAAUCACGCCGGCAGUUUGACUGUGAUGGUGAAUUCUGUGACGCUGGACGAUUUGGUCACGGGAUUGCCUCAUCAUGUGUAUCCGGUGUUUGAUAUCUAUGGCAAGUGUGAGAAGAUCUCACUGGUCAGUGCGGAGGUGAUGAGGAAUGGGAGUCCGUUUAAUGAGGAGGUUUCACUGCAGAACACACUCGAGGCUGCCGGUCCGGAGUCUGAGUCGAAUGUGCCGCAGUGCGAGAAGGCAGAUCUGGAGGUGCAUGAGAAGGAGACAGAGACUUCCUUGCCAUCCAUCAGUGCUCCUGGACCGUCAUCAAUGACGAGAUCCGUGAUGGAGAGUGUUUCGGAGAAUCUGCUGAUGAAUAUCUCCAUUAAGAAUAGAUCCAUGGAGGCGCGCAAUGAUCUGUCGAACUCCUGCUGUCUGCGGGAAUCUCUUCAGCUGCAGCACUCGACGAAUCUCAAUAUUCAGCGCAGUCAGAGCACACAGAGAUUUCACAAUCAGGAGGAGCCGCGAGUGUACUUUGAGGCUCCAGAUGUGCCGGCGUCAGAGGUGAACAAUGACUCCAACUAUCUGGAGGUUGAAGUGGAGGAGAAUCGCACGGAGCAGUGUCUGGAGUCACCGGGCAGCUCUGCUGGGGCUGUUGGUGGGGGUGUUUCUGUGGAUCUGGAAGCGCUGGCCACCACUGAGGCGAGAGAGUGUGAGUAUCGUGAGUUGGUGAGUGACUUCAAGAAGACUCUGGUGCUGCCCGAUGCCUUCUUCAGCUACGAUCAUCCCACUUGCUACUGUCUGGAUUGUGUGCCCAGUGCGCAGGCGAGUCUGGUGCGAGGAUGGGUGAGAUUCAAGCUGAAUCAGGAGACGUGCAAUGCUGGAGGGAUGAUAACGGAGUGUACAGACUGGACGACAGCCUUCUAUCUCAGUCGCGUGAAUAGGAUUCGUCCGAUUCUGGACAGAGGACAUCUUCUGCCACUGGACGCCAAUGAAUCUUCCGUGGCUCAGUUGCAGAAGGAUGAUUCAGGACCUGGAAAGCAUCUAAUACUCAGCACAACGCCAAAUGUCGUUCCCAUUCUGCCCAAGCACACGUUCACUUUCGGGAACACACGCGUCACCACGUCGUUCGAGGUGAGGGUGAGGACGCAGAGUCUGUGUGGAUACAGGGAGGAGGAUGGUGAGGAGGGAGCCUCGACAGAUGAGGAGCUGUGGACAACCAAAGAAGCUGGAGCGUGCGUGAUUACGGCGCUUCUGCUCAAGAUGGAAACAGAGCCAUCCGGAUGCUAG
Molecule: messenger RNA, 4775 nt
Organism: Phlebotomus argentipes
Lineage: Eukaryota; Metazoa; Arthropoda; Insecta; Diptera; Psychodidae
Gene: Neurl4
Product: neuralized-like protein 4
Exons: 5
Coding region: 75-4775 (1566 amino acids)
Source: RefSeq, a predicted model, not a curated record